This is a messenger RNA of Wyeomyia smithii (pitcher-plant mosquito), 1469 nucleotides long. Its product is annotated as zinc finger protein Xfin-like. The record is from RefSeq and is a predicted model, not a curated record. The coding region runs from base 89 to 1333 and encodes 414 amino acids. The transcript has 3 exons. Gene Ontology annotation, cellular component: nucleus. NCBI's taxonomy places the organism in Eukaryota, Metazoa, Arthropoda, Insecta, Diptera, Culicidae.
UGUAGAUGUUUUAGUGUCAAUGUCAAACUCUGUUGAUUAAAAAUAACAAAAAACAAAAUAAAUGAUGGAAAGAAAAUAAUAGACAAAAAUGGCAUCGUGUACAAAUAAACCGUCUGCUUCCGUUGAAGCGACUAGUGCUGCUGAUAGUGGUUCUAAACAAACCUCUCCAAUAUCGUCAAAAUCCUUCGUUCUAGAGAAAGAUGGAGAAAGAAAAAUUCUUAAGAAAGUUAAACUUAAAGCACCCACAAAAUCGCCUGCAGUAGCAAACGCGGAUUUUCCUCCCAGGGUACAAGAGAAAGCUUCGAAAAAAUUCGUUUGUACCUUUUGUAAAGCUAGUUUCAACAAUCAUGAACAUCUUCUCGUUCAUUUUGUUAAGCAUGGAACGCAAACAAACGAUACAGCCAAAAACCCGGACAGCCCAUUAGACCAUAGACAUUCCAGUCAUGAGAGUACUAUAAUGCUAAUAGAGUGCGAAUGGUGUCCGGAAACAUUCACAUCGAUGUCGAAAGCGAUCAAACACAAGUAUCGGAAACACAACUACGAAAGCAAAAAUUACUUCUGUGCCCUUUGCGGGAGGCUUUUUCCUUUGAAGGUGGCGCUCGAACAACACCAAAGCUUAGAGCACGCAAAUGACAAAGAGAUUAAUGUUCCCCGGUUAGACUACAUAUGUGGAUUCUGUGGCACAGCAUUCAUCUCCAACUCGGCCUUAGCACUCCACAUCAAAACUGCUCAUAAUUUAGAAAAGAGAUUGAUCGACCAUCCCUUUGUUCCGGUACCGUCAAAGAAAGUACGACUCAAUCAGGCUGGUGAAAUUUUCUCAAUAUACUACUGUCAUCUGUGUGGAUCGGAAUAUAUGGUGAAGUUCAAUCUCUUGAAGCAUAUCGAAGACCAUCAUUCGUUUGAAGAGAGGAGCGCAGCCCCAGAGGAACUGCUAAAAUGUAGUACCUGUGAUUCGAUGUUUUACACUAAGAAGGCAUUCGAUGCGCACAAUGUUCACCACAAACCAGAGGAUCUGUACGCGACCAGCGAAGAACAUCGGUUGCACAUCGUAGCUCGAGUAGAUCAGGAUUACGACUUCCGGAGGGUACCGACGGUAAUCGAUAAGGCACUUGGUUCGCUGAGCGGAGUAAAUUCUGCCACAACACUAGCGAAGAAUCAUCGAAAAAAAUUUAAAAAAGACAAAGUUACUUCCAACGGUACAUCGAGGUCAAAUACUGAAGGCAGCAGUAGUAGCAGUAUCAUCAACGGAGUCUCCGCUGUGCUAGAUCUUAACCAAAUUAAACUAGAACAGGGUAGCGGCUUCGAAGCGUUGAGCGCUAUGCUGGGCGAAUAAACUAGUUUCCGUACUGACGGUAGAAGAUUGAAAAAAAGCUAGAGUUAAUUUACUACUAGAAUGUAAACCGUAUUGUGCGAAGCAAAUGUACUUUUCAGUUUUAUUGAUAUUAUACUGAAUGACAUCGCAGCAAGUA